CACAUUCGUGAUUUAAUGACCUGUCGCGAUGCCCCGGCACACAAUUGUGCGGCGCACCAGUUCCAACCAGCAGGCGAUAAAACAAGAAGCCGAGAUACACGCGAUAUCGACGACAUCCCUCCAACCUCAAGAGUGGACGAAGCUAAUAUGCCAUCUGCCUCUCAUCCAUCGCCCUCUUCCGCCAGCCCAUGUCCAAUCCAUGCGGUACGCGCGCUCUCCUCCCUUCCCCCCGCCGUAUCCGGGCAUUUCCUUGCUGAUGACACUUGCUCGACAAAGCCCCAAUCUUCAAAUCACGCUUUUACAUACCCAGGGGUGUCAUUAGGAUUUCAGGUUGGCUCCUUAAGCGGCAGAGCAAAUGGACAUGGCAAAGCCAAACUUAACUUCCUCAAGUGUGCAUAUUGUCGGAGAGACAAGAAGAAGUGCGAGGAGAAGAACGUAGGGGACAAGGGAAAGUGUAAACGGUGUGCAAAAAAGGGAUUUCCAUGUUCAGAUUUGACUAGCACGGGUCCUUUUAGGAAGGGCCGUGAAGCCAAAUCGCCGACUGAAGCUGAGCAGCUCUCUUCCGUCGCCGUCCCUGAAGACUUGCACCUUGUGCUAACCCAACCCCCUCCUACUAAACAAGUAGCAACAGCGUUGCCUGCAAACAAGUCGGCUCAGCCCCGCGGGGCGGCAGUUGUCGAGCCGGCAUCACUGCAGUUGGAAAGAGAGAAGAAUUCAGCACCAAUAAACCUCCAAAAUCCUCAACAAUACCCGAGUCCUCCGGCUACACACGUUGGUCAUGCCCCCUCAUCAACCAAUAUUGGUUCUUGGUCACUAUCAGGGGUAUGUGCUCAUAUUGAGGAUUCACAUCGCCAUAGCCCUCCCGGCUCCCCCCCGGACCCAGGAUAUCGCAAUCCAGCUAGUGAGCCGCCAGAGGGUCCAGAGGGGGCGGAUGACGGCGAGGCAAGAAAGAGGCAGAAGAAGAGGAAGAGAACACAGGUCUAUCGCACCAGUCACUCCAAAAACAAUAACGCAGGGGAGAGAAGGCGAAACGAAACCCAGGAUUGCGAACACAUUCACGCCGACAAUGACCUCGCCCCGGGAGAGCCACGACGCUGGGCCUGUCCUUUCUAUAAAUUCGACUCUAUCAGCCAUUACCACUGCGGGCGCUAUGAAUUCAGACGCGUUCCCGAUGUCAAGCAACACCUCGAGCGCUGGCACGCCAUCAAGUCCCCGCAUUCUUGCUCGAACUGCUGGACAACAUUCAAGUCGAAGCAACUCUACGACGAGCAUAUCCGCAGCAACUCGUGCCAAAAAGCACCAGCGCCAAAAGGCCUGCUCGUCGCGCAUCUUCCGAACAUACCGCGUGGCGACGAUUCGUCCAAGUGGAAUUGGCUGUGGGACCAGCUCUUCCCCGGCCACCCGCGGCCCGAGUUCCCUGAAAUGAAAGAAGGCAUUGCUGAACCGCUUGCAGUUCUGAGUGGAUCUUUUAACAAAGAAUUACAAGCGAAGCUGCCAUCUCUGUUAUCGUCACUCAAUAUUUCUCUCACCGAGGAAGACAUGUCUAAAUUGGCAACCGGCAUCAUGAGCACUCUUCAAGAGUCUGUCCCUUCUCCCCAUGCGGCCCAUUAGUGUCCUUUGCACAAAAAAAAGACAUACAAUUCGCACUCUGUGGCGUCAUCAAUUGCAAAUUAUUCGCUAUAAUGCGAAUAAUAAGUCCCCGGAAAGACGGAGCGGAUGCCCCAGAUUUGGAGACACGAAACAAGAAAGACAUGAACUUAUUCUUAUUUAUCUUUGUUUUUUUCUUUUAACAUAGCCUAAUAUUACUAAUAUAUUAAUGCUAUAUACUAUUUUAUACA
Ilyonectria robusta is the source of this 1838-nucleotide messenger RNA. RefSeq lists its product as uncharacterized. Gene Ontology annotation, biological process: regulation of DNA-templated transcription. Gene Ontology annotation, molecular function: zinc ion binding; DNA-binding transcription factor activity, RNA polymerase II-specific. The record is from RefSeq and is a predicted model, not a curated record. Bases 16 to 1611 code for a protein of 531 amino acids. The transcript is spliced from 3 exons. Lineage: Eukaryota; Fungi; Ascomycota; Sordariomycetes; Hypocreales; Nectriaceae.